CACCUUCCCAACCACUGGGGUCAGACUAAAUGGUCUAAAAUUUCCUUUCUUCUGCCUCUCUCUUUUGCAAUUUUACUGUCUUCCAGAAACAGAGAUGUGGAGCAAAUAUUUGAUCAUUGUAAAUGUCUAGAAUUCUUUGCCAAGUUGAGGUCAAGUCAUUGGGUAGAUUUAAAGGGAAGUUUGAUAGAUGCUUUAUUAGUAAGGCUUUCAUUGUUAUGUGGAGAAUGUUAUGUGGUUGAGAGGGGAAAUAAAUCUGCCAUGAUUAAGCAUACUCGAAUUGCUGAAUGGCCAAACUCCGCUCCUAUGCCUUCAUGCAAGCACCGACUACUACACUGAGCACCCACUCUAACGCACAUCUACCCCAACACUCUCUCAUACACACAAACAGACCCACGCUGAACUCAACAGACAGAUUCACUUGCCCAUGAACCUGUCUCACUCACGGAGGGAUAAACUGUCCUGUGCAGCUGAAGUGGGCCGCAGCGUUGACGAGCCGGCAGCCCUCCUGCACUAUCAGCAUGUAGUUCGGACUCCGAACUGUCUGAAAACCCGCACCGAAUGCCCGAAUGUGCCGACCUGCAAAUCCCGGAGCGGCGCAAUCUGCAGGGAAAGGACGGCCCAGACUGCCGCUGGUUCCUCCUCCGCAAGUUUCGUACGGCGUGCAGUUUGUCCGUGUCGUUCAUCAGUUUCGAUUUCCACAAAUAGCGAUUUUACAGGAAAUACUGAUAUAGAUCUCCCGCCGUAUUGAAACACAAAAGGGUGGUUCAUGAAGUAAACAGCAGAGGAGGAAGAGCAGAGCUCACUCUCCAUGUCACAGUCAUCAGUCGGGAUUCAAGCUUCUUUGUUUAUUGGUUCGCGGGGCUCUUCGGCAACUGGUCCGACCGGUACUGGGGCCCCUUCUGACCAGCUGGUACUGUUGUUCAGUCCUGCACAUCGGAUCAGUGGAAUUUUAGGUCAUUCCUCCUUACCAAGCUGCUGCAGCUCUGGGAUGUUAGUGAGCUUCCUUGGAUGAACUUCCACAGCAUUUCUAUAGGAUUAAGAUUAGAGGUGAAAAAACACCUCGUGGUUUUCCCCAGAGAUUGGUACUGGGCACAUUGCUAUCUGUCAUCUAUAUCAGUGUCACAAACAUGAGAAACUCUGCAGAUGCUGGAAACCCAAAACGACACUCAAAAAUGCUGGCUGGAACUCAGCAGGCCAGGCAGCAUCUACGGAAAAGAGGAAACAGUUGAAGUUCGGGCCAAAACCCUUGAUCCGGACUGGAAAGAAAGAGGAUGUUAGAGUAAAAAGGAGGGGGAGGGGAAGGAAGAAAUACAAGGUGUUAGGUCACAUGUGAAACCAGGAGAGGUGGAAGGGGUGAAGUAAAGAGCUGGGAAGUUGUUUGGUGAAAGAGAUACAAUGCUGGAGAAAGGAGAAUCUGAUAGGAGAGGACAGAAAACCAUGGAAGAAAGGGGAUGAGGAGGAGCACCAGAGGGAGGUGAUGGGCAGGUAAGGAGAUAAGGUGAGAGAGGGAAACAGGAACGGGGAAUAGUGAAGGAGAAUGGGGCAUUACCAGAAGUUUGAGAAACUGAUGUUAAUGCCAUCAGGUUGGUGGCUACCAGAUGGACUGUAAGGUAUUGCUCCUCCAAACUGAGUGUGCCUUCACCGUGGCUGUAGAUGAGGCCACAGGCAGACAUGUUGGGAUGGGAUUGGGAAAUAGAAUUGAAAAGAGUGGCUACUGGGAGAUUCCACUUUUUCUGGCAGAUGGAGCACAGGUGCUCAGUGAGGUGGUCUCACAAUCUACGUCAGAUCUCACCAAUAUACAGGCGGCCACAUGAGGAGACAUGAUACAAUAGAUGACCACAAAAGACUCACAGGUGAAGUGUCAUCUCACCUGGAAGGACUGUUAGGGCCCUGAAUGGUGGUGAGGGAGGAGGUGUAGGGGCAGGUAUGGCACUUGUUCCGCUUGCAAGGAAAAGUACCAGGACAGAGAUUAGUGAGGAAGGAUGAAUUUCCAAGGGAGCAAUCCCUGCAGAAAGUGGAAAAUAGGAGGGAGGGAAAGAUCUGCUUGGUGGGAGGAUCCCUUUGGAGAUGGUGGAAGUUACGUUGAAUUAUAUGCUGGAUGUGGAGGCCAGUGAGAACCCUAUCCCUACUGUGGUGGUGGGUGGAUGGUGUGAGAUGGUACACAAAAGGAAAGGGAUGCAGGUGAAGGCAGUAUUACUGCUGGAGGAAGGGAAGCCCUUUUCUUUGAAUGCGGAGGACAUCUCAGUAGUACUGGAAUGAAAAGCCUCAUACUGAGAGUAGAUGCAAUGAAGACAGUGGAACUGAGAGAAGGGGAUAGCAAUUUUACAAGUGCCAAGGUGGGAUGAGUUAGAGUCCAGGUAGCUGUGAGAAUCAGUGGGUUUAUAAAAGAUAUUAGUAGAUAACUGUUUCCGGAGAUGGAGACAGAGAGACUGAGAAAGUGAAGGGGAGGUGUCAGAAAUGGACCAGGUAAAUUUGAGGAUAGGGUGGAAGUUGGAGGCAAAGCUGAUGUGGCUGCAGGAAGCAGCUGCAAAGCACUCAACAAUGUAGCGUAGAAAAAGUGGGCGACAGACACCAGAGUAGGCUUGGAACUUAGACUGUUCUAUGUCGCCAACAAAAAGGAAGGCACAGCUGGGACCCAUGUGAGUGCCCACGGCUACUCAUUUUGUUUCAAGGUCUUGGAGGAGCCAAAGGAGAAAUUAUUAAGAGUGAGGACAAGUUCCACUGACUAGACAGUUGGUUAGUACCUUUGCAAAGGACACUAAAAUACAGUGGAUGCUUUCAUUCAGAGUGAAGAUAACUAUUAGGAUUUAUAGAGGUAUCUUUAUCAGCUGGAUAGAUGGGCUGAGAAUCGGCAAAUGGAACUUAGUUUGUAUAAACACAUGGUUUUUCACUUUGGGUAGACAGAUUGGGAUAGGAUAAUCGCAGUCAAUGUUAAGACCCUGGGGCGUGUUGCACAACAGAGGGAUCUCAGAGAACAAGUGCAUGGUUCACUGAAUGUGGCAUCACAGGUAGAGAGGGUGGUGAAUUAGGCUUUUGGCAUGCUGGCCUUUUUCAGUCAGGGCACUGAAUAUCAUAGUUGGGAUGUUAUGUUGCAGUUUUAGAAGUUUUGUCUUUAUUGUUGGUCGACCUUCUAUUUGAAUGAUGUGAUUAAUCAGGAAAGAGAGCAGAGGAGAUUAAGAGAUGUUUUGCGGACUUGAGAGACUGAGUUCUGGAGAGAGGUUAAGCAGGUUAGGACAUUUAUUUAUUGGAGCAGAGGAGAUUUUAGAGAGGUGUACAAAAUUAUAUGGGGGCGUGGACAUGGAUGCUGCAUAAAGACUUUAUCACCAGGUUUGGGGAAUCAAGAAUUAGAGGACAGUGCAUCACCAUACUGGGGGAACUCAGCUGGUCUGACAGAAUCCAUGGAGGGAAAUGUUUCCGGUCAAGACCCUUCAUUAGAACUGGAAAGGAAGGGGUAGAACCCACAAUCAAAAGAUGGUGAGAGGGAGAAGGAGGGAAUAGAAAAUGGUGGGUGAUAAAUGAGACCCGAUGAGGGGGAACAAGUGGGCGAGGUUAGGGCAUGAUGUAAGAAGCUGGGAGAUGGAAGACGUAAAGGACUGAAGAAGAAGAAGAAAUGUAACAGGAGUUGAAAGUGAUCCAAGUAAUAAAGAAAAGGAGGAGGGGAAGUGUUGGGAAGCUCAUCAGGGCUGGGGAAUGGGGAAAAAAAGAACAGGGAAAGGGAAUAUCGUGGAGGGUAGACAUCACGGAAAUUAGUGAAAGCACGAGGUUGAAGAUUGCCCAGGUGGAAUAUGAAGUGUUGCGAGUUUGGCCUCAGUGGCAGCUGCGAAGGUCACGCACAGAUAUGUCGGUGUGGGAAUCGGAUGCUGAAUUAUAAUGAAAGGACACCUGAUCGUCUGAACACCGAUUUAUCCAACCGCCAGGAAUUUCAGCCCCGCCCCCUCCUUUCUCUGCUGCCAAGGUGGAGAGCAAACUGACAGCAGGUUCUGCUGUGGAAGUCGAGCUCCGCCCUCUGUUUGUUCCUCAUCAACAUAAAACCAGUGUUGCUUUGAUAAUCUCUGGAAUCGAAACUGAUGAGUAAAUCAGAAAGUAUAUCUGCAGGACUUCGCCCAGUCAGUGGAGAAAGGAUACAGUGCAGUACUUGAACCGCUCCAGGACGGCUUUGCUCUGCAUAUAUCCCGACUUAACAUUAAUGUCAACUCUAGCAGUUGUUUGAAAGCACAACAGAGCUCCGAGCACGGGUACUUUAGUCAUCCCAGUGAGUCUGACCCAGGUGCAGACAGUGCAGUGGGGACCACUGAGACCACUCGGACCAUCGCUGCAAUCCCUCGUCAGCUUCAGGCAGAUAGACGCCCGAUCUACAGGUCACAGGUGAAUACUGAGUUUCCAGCUCUCAGUGCAAAGAUGUGUGAAGUCGUGGAACUGGCUACUCUGGGCCGUCCUUUCCAGCUAGGAACGCUGUACGACUGCCGGUCGGACACUCUGAUCCCAGACAUCACCUUGUGGGAUUCACAGACACUCCAGAACAACCUCAGUAGUCGGGAUCGGCCCAGCACUGAGUUUCACAUCAUCACGUCGGACUCCAUGGAGAAGAAAGCUGCCGCACUCAAUGUGUCGGAAUCACUGAAAGCAGGUCUGCUGAGUGGGGCAGUGGAGGUGAAAGGAUCAGCAAAAUAUCUCACUGACACAAAGGGAUCAAAACGACAGGCACGAGUUACCCUUCAGUACAAAACAACGACCAGAUUUGUAAAACUAACAAUGAGUCACUUGGGGAAGCUGAACAUCAGUGACCCGAGUGUGUUUGACGAGGGGUCGGCAACCCAUGUGGUUACAGCAGUGCUGUAUGGGGCCCAGGCUUUCUUUGUGUUUGAUCAAAUGGUCUCUCCAGCAGAGAAACUGCAGGAUGUCCAGCGUAAUAUGGGAGCAAUGAUUGAACAACUUCCUGAGUUUGCAGUUCAGGGGGAAGACUCACUGAAAAUGACGGAGGGACAGAAGUCUAAUGCUGAGAAAUUUAGCUGCACCUUUUAUGGGGAUUUCUCACUGAAGAACAAUCCCACCACAUUCCAAGAUGCCAUCAGUACCUAUGCGACCCUCCCAAGCUUACUGGGAUCAGGUGGGGAGAACUCAGUGCCUGUGAGAGUCACACUUUAUCCUCUCAGUAAACUAAACUCAAAAGCUGCUCAGGUGGUGAGGGAGAUAAGUGUGGGUUUGAUCAGUCACUGCCAGCGUGUCCUGGAACAGCUCAGUGAGGCAGUGAUGAGAUGCAAUGAUAUGCUGAAAGACAGAGUCUCCAUUCAGUUUCCCGAGAUUGGAGAUGGGACAAAACAAUUCCGAGAGAUGUGCUUGGAAUACAAACGGGUUUUCCAGGGGAUUUUAGGAGGAGUUUUGCCAUCUAUCCGGAGAGGUAAAGAGAAGGAAGGUUUACUGGUGGAUGUACUGAAGAACAGGGAACUGUCACCACUCAGUCAGCAGUCACUGGCCACAUGGUUGGAUGACAAGGAACAGGAGAUGAAGGCCGUGGGACAUUACCUCAGGAUGUUUGAAGAUAUACCUUUGGUGAAAUCAAAGAGAGAGUUGGAUGAUGAACUGAUGGAUCCAGCAAUAGACUAUGUGGUCUGCUUCACAUUUACAUCACUGCACCAGGAUGAUCUGUAUCUGUCAGAGGCAAAGAACUACCUCCAAUCUCUCACAGCUCAGGAAAUGCAGUCACCAACUCCUUCUGCUGGAGCCUGUGCAACACAACACAGCAAGCAGUGGUUUUGCCAUCAGUCUGUUUCCCACAAAAUGGAGCAAAAUUCUCAAUUAUUCCUGGACUUUGCCACAGCCAACAAAGCAGAUGGGAAAAUAAAAUUUCUUGUUGCGUCUGUGAAGGAUGACAGCCAAAUAGGAGCAUCUAUUUACCUGUAUCGGGGAGGGUCUCUGGAGAACCCAUGCUUUGAACUACCAUCUCAGCCAGACAGACCAAUAGUUCGUCAAACAUCACAUGACAGUGUGACACUGCAGUUACAUCCACCCAGAUAUGGUGCCGGUGAGAUUGUGGGUUACAAGGUAGAGUACAAAUGCCCCCAGCAGGAGGGAUGGACAUCUGUAGUUACACCUGAUAAAUCCCAGUGCUUCACAAUAUCUGGGUUGCAACCACACAAGGAGUAUCAUUUCCAAUACAGAGCUGUGUCUAAGGUAGGUGUCAGCAAGGCCAGUGACAGCUGUCGGUACAUCACUCGUCCUACAAGUUCACCUGGUCAACUGGCCUUCCAAUAUUGUUCACCAAUUGCCACUCUGAAUUGGGACAUUCCAAAACAGAUUGGAGAUGGUGUUAAAAUAGUUCAGUACAAAAUUGAAUACAAAGAAGAGACAGCAGUUGGAUCCAAAACGGAGUGUGGAUUAUGGAAGGAAGUGAAGACAAAUGAUACACAAUGUCACUAUCAGCUAAAGGGAUUGAAACCAAAGAAAAAAUACAGAGUCCGAGUGUCUGCUGACUGUGGGGAAACAGGUUGCAGUGCAGCAAGUGAUGAGGUUUUAAUAGAAACAGUAAAUGCACCAAACAGAAUAGCCCAGAGACUUCUGAGAGAAUCUCCAUUGAUAUCCAAAGGAAACCCUUCCAUUUACAAGCUGAACCUAAGGGAGAAGGUAUUUGAUCAUAGGAAACAUCUUGUGAAAUGCUCCUUUGGAAAACCCAAUACAAAACACAAAAUGAAGACCAUUAUGGUUCUGGGAGCAACAGGGUCGGGAAAGACGACCCUCAUCAAUGGGAUGAUCAACUACAUCUUGGGCGUGAAAUGGGAAGACGACUUCAGAUACAAGUUAAUACAUGAAGAGACAGGAAAAUCCCAGGCUGAAAGUCAGACAUCCUCCAUCACUGCCUAUGAACUCCACCAUCAAGUAGGAUUUAAAAUUGAUUACUCUCUGACUAUCAUUGAUACACCAGGAUUUGGAGACACCAGGGGAAUAAGCCGAGAUCAAUUAAUCACCGAACACAUCAGAGAGUUUUUCAGCUCCCCACAGGGUGUUGAUCAAAUUGAUGCUGUGUGUUUUGUUGUUCAAGCCUCUUUGGCUCGCCUGACUCACACACAGAAAUAUAUUUUUGAUUCAAUUCUUUCUGUUUUUGGCAAAGAUAUUGCAGAGAACAUUCAGAUAUUGGUGACAUUUGCAGAUGGACAGAGUUCCCCUGUUCUGGAAGGUUUAAAAGUAGCUGAGGUACCAUGUCUCAAAGAUAAAAAUGGUAUGCCAAUUCACUUUAAGUUUAACAAUUCAGUUGUAUUUGCCCAGUGUCCGGCCGCUGGAAAAGCUGCUGGUAAGGAUACUUCUGAUGACAGCGAAGAAGAGCACGAUGAUAAUUUUGAAACAAUGUUCUGGAAGAUGGGAGAAAACAGUAUGAAGAAAUUCUUUAGAGCUCUGAACAAGAUGGAAGCAAAAAGUUUAUCUUUGACCAGAGAGGUUUUGAGGGAACGUGAGCAGCUGGAGACUACAGUGGAGGGGUUACAGGUUCAGAUCCAAGCUGGCCUGAGCAAACAGGAGGAACUCAGAAAAACACAACAGGUUCUGAACCAACACCAGACCAUGCUGGAAGCAAAUAAAAACUUUGAGUAUGAGAUUGAAAUUACAGUUCCAGUACAGGAAGAUAUCAGCGGGACUGGCAAUUACAUAACCAACUGUCAGAAAUGUCACUUCACCUGUCACUAUCCCUGUAAGAUUCCAAAUGAUGAUGGAAAAUCACGGUGUGCAGCAAUGGACGGAAAUGGGAACUGCAAAGUCUGUCCCCAAAAUUGUGUCUGGAGUGUUCACUUCAACCAGAGAUACAAGUUUAACUAUGUAGUGCAAACAGAAAAGAGAACAUACGAUGAGCUGAAAAAUAAAUAUGAGACAGCCUAUGGUGAGACGAUGACUCAGCAGAAAAUCAUGGCGAGGCUUCAGCAAGAGUUUGAUGUGGUUCAGGAUACAGUGCUGGUGUUUAUUGAACAAUUAUCCCAGAGCAUUGGAAGACUUGAAGAGAUAGCUCUGAGACCAAAUCCAUUAUCCACCCCAGCUUAUAUUGAGCUCCUGAUUCAGUCUGAGAAAGAAGAGGCCAAGCCUGGGUUUCUGGACAGAAUUCAGACACUGAGGGAGGUCAAGGAGCGGGCAGAGUUAAUAGAGAAAGUUACCAAUGUGAAUAUGUCAUCAGACGAACUGAAGCAAAAUCCAACAGAGUCAAAAAUAGGCUUGCUAAAGAAGAUGAAAAAGGGUGUGAUUUACAUUUUUAAUAUUCUCACUGCCAAUAAAUAACCAGAAUACAUUGCAACCAUAUCCAAAAUGGGAAGCAGAUGUUUCACCCAGCUGAUAAAUAAUCUGCUGAUUGUAAGUUACUCUCCAUCUUCUCCAACAUCUGCCCGGAGUGUUUAAGACCACAUUGUUUUUCCGCAAUGCUGCCAUCCCUCAGACAUGAUGGGAGCUGUGGACAGAGAAUCCAUCCAUAUUCCUUCCUCUUUCCCAUCUAUGUCCCAUCCCUAGAAAACAACAUUGGAAUCGCAGUCUGUGUAGACCCCUCUACACAGUCUACUCACUGCUCCACCUCCACCAACUCCUCCCUCAAUCCCUAUUCUCUCCAUGUUGACAGAUUGCACAUUCCCUGAUCUUGUGCCAAAUGAUAGUAAACUUUCUCCCAGCUCUAUGCUUCUCUAUGACUACUGUCAGAGUCUCGCCCAUUGGAUGGAUGAAGCAUGGAUGUGUUCCAUAAAAUUCAGCACAGAAAAAUAUAAAGUAGGAGAAAUAAAAUAAGAUGUAAAUUAUCAAAUGAUAUAGGAAACCAUUAAGCUCACUGAAUGAAUGCUAACUUACAAAUCAGCAGCAUCUGUGAGAUUCUCCCACUUUCCCCAUAACCUACUCACCAUCAUUUGCUAACAAAUGCACUCAUUUGCUCAUAGUUUAAAAAAAAUGUGAUGAAAAUCUGUAAUUUAAAAAAAACAGGAAAUGCUGGAACUGCUCAGCAGGUCAAGCAGUAUCUGCUGAGGACAAAACAGUUAAUGUUUCAUAUCCCCAAUCUACAAUAGACUUUCAGAUGCUCUUCUUUGGAAUGUCUGAACAUUGGAUCAAAUUCAGCUUGUGCAAUCAAAAUAUUAACUGUUUCUCUCUCCAGCAUAUUUGCGUGUUCUUUUAGUGAUUAUGCUUAGACAGAAAGAACAAGAUUAUCCAGUUCCUUAAAAUUCCUUGGGGUCCUAUAUUCAUUGUGUACACUAUCUCCUUAUUUAUCCUCCCAACAUACAUCAUCACUGUUUCUUCCUGCCAUCCAUCUUGCCAUUUCACCAACGUUACAAUAUCAAUAUUACUAAAAACUAGCCAGCUCACUGUCUAUUGGUCACAGGCUUUCACUCACAAACACAAUCCUCCAACAUCACUAGCUGCCUUUCAUUGCCAAGGCAAUUUUAGACCAUAAGACAUAGAAGCAAAAUUAUGCCACUUGGGCCAUCAAUUCUGUACCUCCAUUCCAUCACUACUAAUUAUUACCCUCUCAGUCCCUUCUCCUGCCUUCUCCCCCAUACCCUUUGAUGCCCUGACUAAUCAAGCACCUAUAAACAUUUUCUUUAAAUAUACUCAAUGAUGAGACCUGCACAGCCAACCGUGACAAUUAAUUGCACAGAUUAACCACCCUCUAGCUAAAGAAAUUCCUUCUCAUCCCUGUUCUGAUGCUGUGCCAUCUGGUCCUAGACUUCCCCACCAUAAGAAACAUCCUCUCCACAUCCACUCUAUCUAGACCUUUCAAUAUUUGAUAAGUUUCAGUGAGAUCCCCCUCAUUCUUCUAAACUUCAGCAUGUAUAGGCCCAGAGCCAUCAAACACACUCUGUACAUUAACCCUUUCAUUCCCAGAAUCAUUCUUGUGACUCUCCUCUGGACCCUCUUUACUACCAACUCACUUCCCUUCACUGCAUUUCCACAUGACUCUUAUUUGCCCAGUCUCUCAAUCUGUCCAAAUCCUUCCACAGACUCCCUCAAGGUCUAACUACACCCUACAUUGAUAUGUAUACUAAAUGCCCCAUCAUCAGCCCUAUCACUCAAUUUGCAUCCCCUUGCCAGUUUAGUUACUACCCUCCCCAACAGCUCUAGUAAACCUGCCCAUGAGGAUAUUGGUCCCCCUUGGGUUUAGGUGUAACUCGUCAUUUUUGUACAAGUUACGUUUCAUUUCUUUCCCAGAAGAGAUCCUAAUGAUCCAGGAAUCUGAAACCCUGCCCAUUCAUUUGUCUGUGCCAUCAUCCUAUUGCUGCCCUGACGAGCAUGUGGCACUGGGAGUAAGACAGAGAUUACUACCUUGGAAGUCCUGUUCUUCAGCUUUUUCCCUGACUCCCUGUUGCAGGAUCUCUUCCCCACCCCUUUCUCCCUGUCAUUGGUUCCACUGUGCACCUCGACCUCUGGCAUUCCACCCUCUCUUGAUAUUCUUUUACAGCCGCUUUGAGACAUACAUCUAUGCAAAUGGGUCUGGAUCCUCUGAGCUCUAACCCUUUGGGUUUGUUGUCUAUGACAAUAUCAGACAUGGGCAGACAACAAGCAGACUGUCCUUUGCAAUACAUUUUGUUGCCUCUUCAAAAUGUUGCUCAAUUGGUCAAAUGUCUUUUCUCAACAAUACUUUUUUGAUAAUCUAUGAGUAAUCACUAACUGAGCAAACAUCUAUGAUUCAUGUCAUUCAGAUUUUGUUUCUGCACAACCUCACAUCCUUGUUCUUCCCCGCUUGAUCUGGUCUGCCAUUUUGAAAUACAACUAUCACAUUAACUGCUCUUUGGUCACCUUUCUCUUCACUUGUGGUUAGUUUAACAAUAAAAGUUUCUGCUGGGGCCAGAGCAGUCUCUCACAUACCCCACAAAACAGACUGGGAUACAUCUUAGUUCCUGGGGGAGAUAGAUCCUCAAACUUUAUAUGAUACCAAAUAUGCCUUUUUCAAUGAUAACAUGCUCCAUGAAUAGGGUGUUCCCAUUGAAAUCGACUUGUCUCCUGGUUACCUUUACUACGCUCAUUAAAUGCUUUGGGUUUGUCCAUCAGCUUUUCUUUCUUUUUCAUUUUCAUGUUCUCCUCUAUACCAUUUGUUCAAAGUAAAGUUUAUUAUUGGAGUACUGUGGCGACCCACUUUCUGCGCAGGUGAUCCGGCUCACAAAUAGCCAGCGCGCGGGGGGAGACUUUGGUAACGCACCUCUGACGUCAGUUCCACCCAGAGAGGGCGGAUGCGAGGGAUUUAAAUGCCAACGCCGUGAAGUUUGAAUAAACUAGU
This is a messenger RNA of Hypanus sabinus (Atlantic stingray), 11221 nucleotides long. RefSeq lists its product as uncharacterized. Gene Ontology annotation, molecular function: GTP binding; protein binding. Lineage: Eukaryota; Metazoa; Chordata; Chondrichthyes; Myliobatiformes; Dasyatidae. The transcript has 4 exons. The record is from RefSeq and is a predicted model, not a curated record. The coding region runs from base 4399 to 8253 and encodes 1284 amino acids.